AUGGUGAGUGAUAAGAUCAUAGUGAGCCACUGGGUGAAUCGAGCAUUGGACAUGGGAGUUCCGAAACUUAUUGAGGAAUUUCGAUGUAAUCUGUCAAGAUGGUAUCCAGAGGGAAUGACAACAAACGCUUUUUCAGCGAAUCGAGACAAAAACCGAUAUCUUGAUGUUCCGUGUCAAGAUCAACGUCGUGUCGUAGUAAAUUGGCCAGGUUUGCCCAACGACUACAUUCAUGCGAACUAUGUUGCGAAUCCCACAAGAGAUAAUCGCUUCAUAUGCGCUCAGGGACCACUUGACAACACGCAAUUGGCAUUUUGGGCGAUGGUUAUUCAAGAAGAAGCUGAAUGCAUCAUCAUGCUCUGUAACAUCAUCGAAUGUGGGAAGUUCAAAUGUUCUCAGUAUUGGCCACGCGAAAAGGGCGAGUCCAUGUCAGUUGGAGAGGGAGAAGGGAAAAUAAGAAUAACAAAUCUUGAUGUGCAUCCGUUGUCGGAAGCAAAUAGUUUUGUGCGUGUGUCCCGUCUGAAAUUAGACUAUGUAAAGAAUGGGAAAGAAAGCAGCACUAUGAUAACACAUUAUCAAUGGGAAAAUUGGCCUGAUCGAGGAGUGCCUUCAACAAAUCUCACAGCUACGGAACUUCUUUCUGCGGUACGUGGCACGACAAAACCAAUCAUAAUCCAUUGCUCGGCAGGAAUCGGACGAACCGGAACGAUAGCGGCAAUCGCAUAUGUACAGGAGAAAAUGCAACACGGUCAAAACUGUAUGGAUAUGGAUGCCUUAACGAAAGAACUGCGAACACAGAGGCCUUACUCUAUUCAGAAUGAAUUUCAAUAUAUAUAUGUACAUCGCGUACUGUUGGCAUAUUUUCUGGAGAAGUACCGUGAUCGCUUCGCUCAUAUUCUGAGUGGUGAUGGAGAAGCGAAAUAUGCAAAAUGGCUUGAAGAUUACAAAAUUGCAACUGGUUGCAACUAA
This is a messenger RNA of Angiostrongylus costaricensis, 966 nucleotides long. NCBI's taxonomy places the organism in Eukaryota, Metazoa, Nematoda, Chromadorea, Rhabditida, Metastrongylidae. The record is from the annotation of a GenBank genome assembly.